AUGGAUGCAAUAUCGUGUGAGGACCUUGAACCCAAGCAUAACACUACUCUCCAAGCAUUCCCACCAUCACGGAAAGAUAGCCAUUGGCCAAGGCCCAAUAAAAAAGAAGCGGUUUCACGUUGCAUCCCUGGAAUCUCAUCCAACGGUUGGGAGUUAAUGCCAACGAGGUCGGCACAGCCAAGCUUCUCAGGGAGCCAGUUCAGGAUGAGUAACUCAGGCUGCAAUGGUUCCCAUUACAUCCCUGAAGAAAUCUUGAUCAACAUACUAUCAAGACUACCGUUAUGGAGUUCUUUGAUUCGAAGCUCGAGGUUUAUUGGAAUGCAUCUUAAUAGGAAUGUCACAAACCAUACUCGUGCUUUUAUAAUUGCCCUCCACGAAAGUAGACGCAAACCCAAAUUUUGCUACACCCUUUUCUCUAAUGAAACAUUUGAGCCGUGCUUGAAGAUCAAGCAUCCCUCAACGUGGCCCAAAAUUAUAGGGCCUAAAAUUGAGAUACAUGGUUCAAGUAAUGGCUUAGUUUGUCUGUCAUAUGAACUGGGGAAUUUGGAUACUGCUAUAUACCUAUGCAACCUAUCAAUUCAGAAACAUGUGGUCCUUCCUCCCACCAGCAUUUUGUGCUUACCCUGUCCUGAAUAUGUCAAUUAUGCAUUCGGAUUCCACCCUGGGCUUAACGACUACAAGGUGGUAAGGUUGCUCAUGUUUUCUGAGGGGAAUCACUGCAUUGAAGUGGAGGUUUAUAGUUUGAGCACAAACUCUUGGAAGAGGAUUGAUGCAAUUCCUGCUUCCAUAAAGACCAUGGUUUUGCACUAUGAUCAAUGUGCAUUUUUUAAUGGAGUAGCAUAUUUUAUUAUGAAGAAAGAGGAUGCUACUUAUUGUUUCGUGUCGUUUGAUACCGACAGUGAGGUGUUUGAAGAGUUUCUUUUACCAGAUGCUGUUGUCGAUGGAAUUGAAUCCAUGCUUGAUAAUUGCAAGGAAUUAAUUGCGGAGUACAAGGGAUCAAUUUGCCUGUUGCAGUCCAAUCUAGAUUUCAGAGCUGGUAAUGACUACAUUGACAUGUGGGUUCUCCAAGAAAAGUCUUUCAAGAAGUUGCUGACUGUUUACCUUCCUGGAAAGAGGAGCUUUUACCCUUUGGCCAUUAGAAUGAGCAACGAACUCCUUGUGGGAUAUCCUUGUGGUAGCUAUUUGUGUUCUUAUAAUCUUGAAACCAAGCAGGUUACAGAAACUGGAAUUAAGUUGGCUGUGGAUCGCUAUAACGACUAUCAUGCGCAUACUUAUGUCGAAAGUUUAGUAUUGCUCAGGGAGUAG
Molecule: messenger RNA, 1305 nt
Organism: Prunus armeniaca (apricot)
Lineage: Eukaryota; Viridiplantae; Streptophyta; Magnoliopsida; Rosales; Rosaceae
Source: the annotation of a GenBank genome assembly